CGGGCUGACUGCGGGGCCGGCGCGGAUGGCGGGCGGCGCGGGCUGGGCGGGCGCCCCCGCGGCUCUGCUGCGCUCCGUGCGCCGCCUGCGCGAGGUGUUCGAGGUGUGCGGCCGCGACCCCGACGGCUUCCUGCGCGUGGAGCGCGUGGCGGCGCUCGGCCUGCGCUUCGGCCAAGGCGAAGAGGUGGAGAAACUUGUCAAGUACUUGGAUCCCCACGACCUGGGCAGGAUCAACUUCAAGGACUUUUGCCGGGGGGUGUUCGCCAUGAAAGGGUGCGAGGAGCUGCUGCGGGACGUGCUGUCCGUGGAGAGCGCGGGAACGCUGCCCUGCGCGCCUGAGAUCCCCGACUGCGUGGAGGAGGACAGCGAUAUCUCAGCCCCCAGCUUCGCUGAUGGCGAGUUCAUCCCCACGGAGUCCGGCUUCUUCCCCGAGGACGAGGAGGAGGCGAUGACACUGGCCUCUCCUGAGGGCCCGCAGGAGUCAGACAUGGACAGCCCCAUGGAGAGUACCCAGGGCCUGGAGGGCUCCAUCGGACAUGCGGAGGAGAAGGCCCGGGAGCUUGGCGGCCUGUUUCUGCCUGAUGACAAGUCUCUAAUGCAUGCCCCUUCUGUGACGACGUCGGACUUGUCCACACACUCCACUGCCUCCCUCAUCAGCAACGAGGAGCAGUUUGAAGACUACGGAGAGGCCGAUGAUGUGGACUGUGCUCCCAGCAGCCCCUGCCCCGACGAUGAAACCAGAACCAACGUCUACUCGGACUUGGGCUCGUCCGUGUCUUCCAGCGCGGGUCAGACCCCCAGGAAGAUGCGGCACGCCUAUAAUAGUGAGCUGCUUGACGUGUACUGCGCCCAGUGCUGCAAGAAGAUCAACCUGCUCAACGACCUGGAAGCCCGGCUCAAAAGCCUCAAGGCCAAUAGCCCCAACCGCAAGAUCUCCAGCACAGCCUUCGGACGGCAGCUCCUGCACAACAGCAACUUCAGCAGCAGCAACGGCAGCACCGAGGACCUGUUUCGGGACAGCAUUGACUCCUGUGACAAUGACAUCACAGAGAAGGUGAGCUUCCUGGAGAAAAAGGUGACGGAGCUGGAGAACGACAGCCUGGCCAAUGGCGACCUGAAGAGCAAGCUGAGGCAGGAGAACACGCAGCUGGUACACAGGGUACAUGAGCUGGAGGAGAUGGUGAAGGACCAGGAGACCACAGCCGCGCAGGCGCUGGAGGAGGAGGCCCGGCGACACCGCGAGGCCUGCAGCAAGCUGGAGCGGGAGAAGAGCACGGAGCUGGAGCUGCUGCACAGCAGGGUACAGCAGCUGGAGGAAGAGAACACGGAGCUUCGAACGACGGUGACUCGGCUCAAGUCGCAGACGGAGAAGCUGGAUGAGGAGCGGCAGCGCAUGUCCGACCGGCUGGAGGACACCAGCCUACGGCUCAAGGACGAGAUGGACCUGUAUAAGCGCAUGAUGGACAAGCUGCGGCAGAACCGCCUCGAGUUCCAGAAGGAGCGCGAAGCCACCCAGGAGCUCAUUGAAGACCUGCGGAAGGAGCUGGAGCACCUGCAGAUGUACAAGCUGGACUGCGAGCGGCCAGGUCGCGGCCGCAGCUCAUCCGGCCUAGGCGAGUUCAACGCCAGGGCCCGCGAGGUGGAGCUGGAACAUGAGGUCAAGCGGCUGAAGCAGGAGAACCACAAGCUGCGGGAUCAGAACGACGACCUGAACGGCCAGAUCCUGAGCCUCAGCCUCUACGAAGCCAAGAACCUGUUUGCCACCCAGACCAAAGCGCAGUCCCUGGCGGCAGAGAUCGACACGGCCUCCCGCGACGAGCUCAUGGAAGCCCUGAAGGAGCAGGAGGAGAUCAACUUCCGGCUGCGGCAGUACAUGGACAAGAUCAUCCUGGCCAUCCUGGACCACAACCCCUCCAUCCUGGAGAUCAAGCACUGAGCCCCGGGGGUGGGCUGCAGGGCAGUCCCCAGACCCUGGGCCGCGGGCGCAGGCGGGCCACUCACCCCCACCCCGUCGAUGCAUCCGUGCCCACCAUGUGUCCCACAUGCCAGUGUCUGUGUGCACGCGCCAGGCGUGAGUGGGGCCGUGGUUGGGGGUGACCCGUCCAUGCACUUUAGCCCCUUGGGCCAGGGGCAGUGGGAACUGGAAAGGGAAGGGGCAAGGGCCGCUCCUGGGAGUCCCUGUGAGAGUGAGAACUGGAAGCCUGUAUGUUGGGUCCUGGAUAAAUGAUUCUACCUCUGGGGAUUAGGAUUAUAAAGUGAGUGAGAUGGUCUCUGCCCCUUCUCCUUCCCCAGCCACAAGUGGGGAGUGGGGAGCUCAGAGAGGAUCUGGGGGAGCCUGCAGAGGGGGUCCUCGCUCGCACGGGCCCUGGCCAGCAGCCCCCAUGAGGCAGGUACACAGUACCCCAGGGGCUCAGGCCUGCAGAGGAGCAGGCUGAGUGCUCAGCAUUUUUAGGGUUCUUCAUGCACGCCCCAUCUGACCACUUCUGCCUUCCCCUUCUUGGUUUUAACACAAUGAAGAGAAAAGCAGCAUUCACUUGGCAUCAGAUGGCAGGACAAAACGAAGUGGGGGAGAAAGGAAGGCAAAUGUUGCGGGUGGGCAACCAAAGAACUGAUGGGGGAUGGGUGUGGCUCCUAGCAGGUCAGGUUGGGACAGGUGUGGGACUGGGUCAUCCUGCAUCACCUGCCAGUUCCCCUCCUCCACUCGGUCUGGGGAGGGCGGCCCUAGGUUCUGGGUUUCUGAAGCUGAGCUCUGGGCCAUUUGUCGGGGGUUUUAGAAACACCUGUGUCGGGCGGGAAGGUCGCAGGAAAUCCUAGUCUUCCACCCUGUGAGCACUGGCAGGACUGACGCCUCGGGUCUGUGCUGCGAUGCUGCGCUCCGCAUGGCAGGGGCUUGGCGCCGGGUUUGCUCCCAGUCCUCCAGUGUGUCCCCUCGGUGCGGGGUCUCCUUCCUUUAGACGCUUGUGGGCUGGUUUUCUUCCAUAUACCUUGCAUGAACGCAGGGUUGGGGCAUGGAAGGUCCAGGGCUACAGGAGUCUAGGGCCUGCCAAAGGGGGGCUGUGGGCCAUCCGGGCUUCCAGCUGCUCAGUAGGCUUAUACACUUGCCGGAUUGUGCUUCCUCCUAAUCCGAUGUUGGAGUCCAUUCAGGCUGCAGAAAAUAGGUUACAUGGCUCCGACCCAGGACUCUGGGCCCAGGAACCCAGGAGCCCAGGCCGGGGGCUGGGGCUCCAAGGGCCAGUGGACAGGCAGUGAAAAGCAUGAGACGGGCCAGGGAAGGCCAUGCGGCUAGCUGGCCAGCGGCUGGCUUCCUCAGGGAAGGAGCUUCCGGCCCGUGGGCAGCAUGUUGCUCGAGGCACUCAUGCUCCCAGCUGCCCUGGUGGGGCCAGAGCUGCCCCCAUCACAGCUGAGGGAGGGGAGGACUAUCGGCCUGCCAUGUUGUGCAGACUGUGGAAGUGCUGUGGGGACAGACUGUGCAGAGUCAGAAAGUGCUAGAGGGGCUUGUGGGACAGGGGCUGGGUUCCACACGGCACGCACGCCACGUCCAGCCUCCUGUCAUCUCUGAAUGUGUCUUAGAAAGCCUCGUCUGCCAACUUGGCGUUUUAAGAUCAUGUACUUUUUUUGUUGUUGUUUGGUUGGGUUUUUUUUUUUUGGAUUUAUUUAUUUGAAAGACAG
Molecule: messenger RNA, 3669 nt
Organism: Ochotona curzoniae (black-lipped pika)
Lineage: Eukaryota; Metazoa; Chordata; Mammalia; Lagomorpha; Ochotonidae
Gene: RAB11FIP4
Product: RAB11 family interacting protein 4
Exons: 15
Coding region: 26-1936 (636 amino acids)
Biological process (GO): endocytic recycling; regulation of cytokinesis
Cellular component (GO): cleavage furrow; recycling endosome membrane; midbody
Source: RefSeq, a predicted model, not a curated record